Molecule: messenger RNA, 2977 nt
Organism: Glycine soja
Lineage: Eukaryota; Viridiplantae; Streptophyta; Magnoliopsida; Fabales; Fabaceae
Exons: 5
Coding region: 156-2603 (815 amino acids)
Molecular function (GO): DNA binding
Source: RefSeq, a predicted model, not a curated record
UCAUUAAACAAGUGUAGUGUAAUAAAACCCGUGGAGUGUGAAAAAUAGAAGACGCAGAGAGAGAAGACCAUUGACAAAAAUAGAAAAAUUUUGCAGACAGCAGUGAAACCGAAAGGAAGAAAAGAGAGAGGUAGGUUGUUCUUGAUUGUGCAAAAAUGGAAGCAGAAGCAGCACCGUUGAAGUUGGAGUCCCUUGUGUGCAUAGACUCCACCACUCUCUCUCAUUCCGAGCUCCUCGCUCUUUCUCUCUCAUCUCUCUCCACAUUCGACCUCCGCUCCACCCAUGACCUCGUCACUCCCAAGAUCGACCCUUCCCUCUUCAACGAGAGCACCGGCUCCCACCGCCAAACCUACUCCCGCCCCCAGCAGUCCUCCCCCACCGGCCGCCGCCGCCGCCUCGCCGGCCUCCUCCCCAACAACCUCCCUCCCCUCCCCGAAAACCGCCUCAUCAUCGACUACCUCAAACAACUCAUCAGAGACGACCCCAAGUUCGACCAAGUCCAACUCACUCCCCCUUCCCCUUCUCCUUCUCCUUCUCUCCCCCAACUCAAGAGGAAGCGUGGCAGAAAGCCCAAAGUCAAACUCCACUUGGACCCCUGCUACCGCGGUAUCGACAUAAUUGUCAAUCCAAACGGCGUCGCUGUGGAUCUCCACCAACUCGCCAACUCCCAAGACCCCUUCGCUGAGGAACUCAAGAGACGCACCGAGGGUUUGCACAACGAAGAGGAGCUGCUAGGGUUUCUGAGAGACUUGCCCGGACAGUGGGGGAGCCGGAGGAAGAAGCGGAGGAUCGUCGACGCCGCGGAUUUCGGCGGCGACGUCUUGCCUCUUAGCUGGAAGAUUCUUCUCGGUUUGAAGAGAAAGGAUGGCCGUGCAUGGAUCUAUUGCCGCAGAUACAUUAGCCCCAGUGGACAGCAUUUUGUGUCUUGCAAAGAGGUUUCUUCCUAUCUGCAGUCUCUUUUGGAUAAUAAUGGUGAUGCACAGUUGCAAAUUAUGAGGACUGAAAAUGUAGUGCAGGAACACAAUGUGCCUGCUGAAAAUUCUGCAGGUGUUGCCCAGGAGCAUCAAGAUGAGAGGCAGAUUGUUGCUGUGAACUCGGAUGUGUCUGCUGCUAAUGAACGAGAGAAGGAGGUUGCCUUGUUGGGGAUUGAAAAUCUCGCGGAUGUGCAGAUUCACGACCUGUUUGAAUGUCGCAAGUGCAACAUGAGUUUUGAUGCGAAGGAUUUGUACUUGCAGCACCUGUUGUCAUUUCACCAGAGGACGACGAGGCGGUAUCGACUUGGUUCAUCAGUUGGAGAUGGAGUUAUAAUUAAGGAUGGGAAGUUUGAGUGCCAGUUCUGCCAUAAGGUGUUUCUUGAAAGGCGUCGCUACAAUGGUCAUGUGGGGAUCCAUGUUAGGAAUUAUGUGAGGAAAGUUGAAGAUUUGCCGGGUCAGGCAAAUGUCCAGGGGACAGAUGACAAGUCUCCUGUCAGGGGGCAGGAUGUGCCUUUAAGGAUAUCAAAGAUGGAUGCCCUCAUUGAAAUUGCUCAAAACUCUAUUAUGGAGGAUUCUGUCACUGAACCCCAUAGUUCAGCUAAACUGAAUAGGAUUCCUGCUUCAGAUAUUGCUGUUGGUUACAUAGAUCAAGACAGAAACUCCGAGUCUCCUAUCAGUGAACAGAAAAUGGAAGAUAGCAUGACUGGAAAUAAUGUGGAUCAUGAUUUGGAUGAAGAAUUAGUAGAGGAAAUUGAUGAUGAUAACCAUGUGAUUAAUGUAAAGAUGGUUACUUUUCUGGAUAACGUGGGUUUGUUAUCUGUAAAUAAGCAGGAUGUUAAUGUACCUGAGACUUCUAAGGUAAAAGAUGAUGUGCCAUUGACUAUUGAGGAACUGGAUCAGUCUGGGAUGGAUUUGGAUGAGGAUUCUCACAACUGUUUACUUCCUUUAUCUGAACAUCACAUAAUACCAGAAUCUGAAAAGAGUGAAAAUUCAGGAUGUGCUAAUACUAAGGGUCUAUUUAUACUUGAUGAAGACAUCAGUAACAAGACUGAGUUGGAAUUUGGUUUAAAUGGCUUGAAGGAUGUGCCUGUUACUGUGAGCACUAAUGUCCAAGAGAUGGUAAGGCCAGCUUCUCAAGAAAAUGUGGCACACUCUAGGGUUUUUAACUCCUCCAUAUCCACAGAACAAUCUUUGGAUUGUUUACCUGCAUUCAGCUCUGAUAAGGGAGAAGAACAGUUUUGUAGUGUUGACCAUGAACAUGAUAAUGUGAAGGGGUUCCAGGAAUUGAGAUUUGAUGAAAUAGAUACUGCUGAGUGUGAUUUUGCAAGGGUUCAAGUUUCUCCUUCUCUUCCUGAUGUACCAACUGAAUUGACAAAUAACACAGUGGUGGAAGGGACGUGUGCAUCCCCAGUUCAGUUUGAAUCACAAGAAGUUAUGCUAAAUAUUGGUGGCAGAAAUCAGCUUACAACUGUGUGUGUAUGGUGUGGAAUAGAGUUUAACCAUGAUGCUGUUAAUUCUGAAAUACAACCAGAUUCUGUUGGAUUCAUGUGUCCAGCUUGUAAGGCAAAAAUCUCUGGUCAAGUCAAUGUGUUAUUGGACUGUGGAUCGCCAAAUGCUGGCUGUCUAUAGACUGUGGCAGGCAACCCCAUAUCAUAUUUCGUGUGAACUUCAAGCAGAGAUUUUAGCUUUGGCAGCUGCAUGAUAUUCCAAAGACAGUAGAAGGAGAUGAUCUAGAAGAAAAAAGCCAGGAUUUGGAGGUUGAUGGAAUACUCAAUUAUAGAUUGUAUAUUGGUUUUUAUUAAUUUCACCUCGUAUGUUGUUUUGUCGUACAUUGCCCCGUUCAUUCGUAUAGAAACCAAUAUUUAGUACUUUAUUCUGCUGUAAUAGUGUGCAUAGGGCUUUCAAUUUGAACUCCGUACAUAACUAAUGAGUGUAUUCACAAUUACACCAAAUAAAAUAUGAAUAACAUACAGAAAUGAGUUCUAUGGAAUUGUUAUAUUGUA